AUGCCUGCUGUUGGCCUGACGGAUGCAGGGCGGUAUGCAGACACUGCCACCACAGAGCCGGCGGACCCGCCUGGCGGCUCCCUGCUGUGGCUGCGCACCAGCAUGGUAGGCGACGCUCAAUUGGUGAGCGCGCUCCGCCGCCAGCUGGGCGAGCUGGCCUACGACUCCACCGCCCUGACGGCAGAGGCGGCGCCGCUGGUGGCGGCGCUGCUGGCCGACCUGGCCGAGGUGCUGCAGCGGGAGGUGGGGCGGCUGGGUGCCGAGAACAGCCGCCUGCAUGCCAACCUGCUGCGCGAGGCGGAUGCGCAGCAGGCGCAGGAGGCGGGCACACACCAGCGUGCCAAGCAGGCCGAGGCGCGUGCCGCGGAUCUGGCCUUUGCCAAGGAGCAAGCGCUGGAGCGGGCGGCGGCGCUGGAGCGGGAGCGAGACGGCCUGCGCGCCAAAGUGCGCGACCUGCUGAGCUUCGGGCAGCAGCACGCGGGAGAUGAGCUGGAGCUCAAGGCCGCCUACUCCAGUUUCUCCAUGACCGCCCCCCUGGAGCCGCGCCCCGCGCCCGCCGCGGCCGCCAAGACCUCCCGCGGCGCCAUCUCCCUCAUCAAGGCCGCCGACAGCCGCAUCCUGGCGCUGGAGGCAGAGGUGCGGCGGCGAGAGGAGGCGCAGCAGGCGCUGGGCGCGCAGGUGCAGCAGGCCAAGGAUGCGCUGGCGCAGCGGGAUGCCGAGAUCGAGCGGCUGUCGGCGCUGGUGGCACGCGGUCCCGACGUGGACCGUCUGGCCCAGCAGUACCGCACAGAAGCCAACGAGGCAGUCAUCCUGCAGCUCAACCAGCAGGCGCGGCAACUCGGCUCCUGGCGCCCAGGACGCAGCAGCCAGGGGUUCACGGAAACACCGGUUGAGGCGCUCACCUCGGAGCUUGUGGAGGUGCAGCGGCGGGCGGUGGACCGCGGCGACCUGGAGGCGGCGCAGCAGGCGCAGCGCCAGGCCGAGGCGCGUGCCAGCUCGCUGGCGGCGGAGCGCGAGGGCGUGGCGCGGGAGGUGGAGGCGAUGCAGGCGGCGCUGGUGCGGCUGCAGCAGGAGUCGGCGGGCGAGGGCGCGGCGCGGCAGAAGCUGGGCAGGCUGCGGUCCACGCUGGAGGGGGUGCGGGCGGAGAAGGCGCUGCUGGAGGGGCAGCUGACGCAUGCAGAGGCGAAGGUGGCAGAGCUGCGUGACGUGCUGGAGCAGCGGGAGGGAGCGCUGCGCAAGGCGCAGGGCCGCUGCAAGCAGCUGGAGGGGGAGCUCUCUGCUUCUGUCCAGAAGCAGGCGCAGCAGCAGCGAGAGCCCGAGGGCUCGGCCAGCCAGCAGGAGGCAGCCGCUGCUGUCAGCCUGCAGGAGCAGUGCCAGGCGCUGGCGGAUCAGCUGGCAGAGGCUAGACGCUCACGCGAGGACGCGGCCGCGGCGGCGGCAGCAAGCGAGGGCGAGUGCCGCCAGCUGCGGGAGCAGGUGCAGCAGCUAGAGCAGCAGAUGCAGCGGGCGCAGCAGCAGUUUCUGCGCACCGAGCAGCACCUGGCCCAGGCUGUGGCGGUCGCCGGCGCUCCGCUCACUGCCCAGGAGCCAGCAGCGUCAGCAGCGGAGGAAGGACAGCCUGGCGCUGAUCAAGCAGCCCCGCCAGAGCAGGGACAGGAUGAGCCUGGCAUCGGCGUGCUGCAGCAGCAGCUGGCUCAGCAGGCGGCGCAGCUGGAGCAGCUGGAGUUUGAGCGCACUGAGCUGGCGGUCAAGCUAGAGGAGAGUGAGCAGCAGGUGGCAGCCCUGACGGCCGCUGUGUCUGCCCAGCAGCAGCGCGACCGCCACUCAGCAGCAGGCGAGGCGCAGGCCCCGGCGCCUGGCCUGGACGGAGGCGAUGGCGGCGGCAGCGGCGACUGGCAGCUGGCGGCGGGCUCCCGCUCGCCGCCGGCCAGCCAGCGGGAGGAGGAGCUACACCAGCAGGCCCAGCAGCUGCAGGGCAGGAUCCAGCAGCUGGAGAGCCAGGCAGCCAGGCUGCAGGAGGAGCUGGCGGCUGCCGGUGCAGGCUCCAGCAGCGUAGCAGACGCCACCGCUGCCGCGGCAGACCUGCGACGGCAGCUGCAGGAGCGCAGCCAGGAGGUUGCCGACCUGUCUGCCCUCAGCAUCAAGGCGGAUGCCACGGUACAGCAGUACAUGGUGCAGCUCCGCAGCAUGGCGACGGAGCUGCGGGCCGCGGAGCUGCGGCUGAGCGACGCUGGGGCCCAGCUGGCCAGGCGGGCGGAGGAGGCGCAGCAGCGUGAUGCUGAGCUGGCAGAGCUGCGCGGCGUGGUGGGCGCCCUGGACGCCGAGCGAGACUCGCUGCAAGCCGAGCUGGACCGCCGCGCGGAGAGCGCCGCCGCUGAGGCCGGCACGCUGGCGGUGCAGUGCCACCGCGCGGAGGAGGCAGAGAGGGCCCUGGCCGCCACCGAGGCCCGCUUGGCGGCCGCCGCCACGCGGCUGCAGGAGCAGGAGGAGGCGGGGCAGGUGCAGCGGGCGGAAGCCGAGGCGCUGGGGCGCCAGCUGGCGGGGCUGGGGGCGGAGCACGGCGCGCUGGUGGAGGAGUACAGGGCAGUGACUGAUGACCUGGCGGCGCUGGUCAGGGAGAACCAGGUGGUCAGCAACCAGCUGAGCAGCAUGACUGCCGAGCGGCACGAGCUUGCGGAGCAGGUCAAGGUGCACAGCAGCCGCAGCCACUACAACGAGCAGCUGGCGCGCGCGCGGGAGCAGGACACGGCAGAGCUGCGCACCGCGUACGAGGGCCUCUCCCACGAAAACCAGCGGCUGCAGCAGUCACUGACGGAGCUCACGAGGGAGCUGCAGGCCCGGGACGCAGAGCUGGUCACCAGGGCGGAGGAGGCCGGCGAGCGCCAGCUGGAGGCCAUGGGCCGGGCGAUGCGGCGAGGCGACGAGGCGGCGGGCGGGCUGGACCGGGAGCGGCACGCGCUGCUGGAGCAGCUGCGGGGAGCCGAGCAGGCACGCUUUGCGCCUUGA
This is a messenger RNA of Chlorella variabilis, 3006 nucleotides long. RefSeq lists its product as hypothetical. NCBI's taxonomy places the organism in Eukaryota, Viridiplantae, Chlorophyta, Trebouxiophyceae, Chlorellales, Chlorellaceae. The record is from RefSeq and is a predicted model, not a curated record. Bases 1 to 3006 code for a protein of 1001 amino acids. The transcript has 14 exons.